This is a messenger RNA of Giardia duodenalis, 3078 nucleotides long. Its product is annotated as N-acetyltransferase-like protein. Bases 1 to 3078 code for a protein of 1025 amino acids. The record is from RefSeq and is a predicted model, not a curated record. Lineage: Eukaryota; Fornicata; Diplomonadida; Hexamitidae. Gene Ontology annotation, biological process: rRNA acetylation involved in maturation of SSU-rRNA. The transcript has a single exon. Gene Ontology annotation, cellular component: 90S preribosome; nucleolus. Gene Ontology annotation, molecular function: 18S rRNA cytidine N-acetyltransferase activity; tRNA binding.
AUGGCUCAAUCUGUCCGGGUCAAUAGCCGCGGGGAGAGCCUGAAAGCGAUUGAUAAACGACUUACGACUCUCCUAAAUUCGGGGUACGAGUCGUUUCAGCGCUCUCUCAUAAUUAUCGUGGGGGAUGGGGGGCUUUAUCAAGUCCCUAAUUUAUUUAGCAUCCUGAAGAUGACAAGGACCUCGCAGCUUUCUAUCAUGUGGUGUUAUGAUGAGAUGCCGAAGCUUUCAUCGAACAAGCGGAAACGCAACAAGGAGUUCCGACAACUUAAAAACCGUGGAGAGCUGCAAGAAGAAGAACUGUCCGUAGAGGCCCAGUUCUAUGCUAAUACAAAUAUACGCUACUUGCACUAUCGAGACACAGAGCUGGCCUUGGGAACUACAGUCGACAUGCUUAUUCUCCAAGAUUUUAAGGCCCUCACACCAAAUAUCAUUGGCCAGACCGUUGAGUGUGUGCGCGGCGGCGGGCUUAUCCUGUUCUUACUCAAUAAUAUGCAUGACCUUUCUCAGCUCCACGCAGUAGUGAUGAAUUUCCACUCACGCUUUUCAAACAUCAAUAAUCGUGAGGUGUCAAAUGACUUGCAUAUUAAGGCACGCUUUAACUCUAGAUUUAUUGCAUUGCUGGAGUAUCUCCCACGAUUUCUGCUUGUUAAUGACACGCUUGAGGUGAUACAGAUCACCGAGGGUAUUCAGAAUCUGAUGACAAAUUUGAGUGCACAAGAUGGCAGCGUUGAAAAGCGUGUUGCUGCUUUCACGGCCUAUAAAAACGAACAUAAGUCGUCUUCACUACUCGCAAAAACGUUCAUAUCUCUCUGUGCUACGCUAGAGCAGGCUAAACUUGUUAUCCAGGUCCUUGAAAUGUUGGAUAAUGUGGAUAGGAUACGCAAACUAGCUGACAAGAAUGCCAUGCUCGAAAAGGAGCCUGUUGAACGUGAUGGCAAAGGGCCACGGGAGCCAUCCCGCAAGCGAUACUUUGUGCGCGAGAAAGAGACGUAUACUCGAGAGGAUAUCGCAGAAAGUAGUGUUGACCAGGAUGUUGACGCAUCACUAGAAGAGCAGAACGCGGGCCACGAGCUGCUUCAGACCCUCACUCAAAAUGCCAAUGCGUUGGCGACUGCGACGCGUUUCCCCAUCUGCUCACUUAUUGCGGCCAGAGGACGUGGGAAGUCAGCAUCGUUAGGCUUGAUUGUGGCUUUGAUGAUUUUCCAGGGGUACAACCAUGUUCUCAUCUCUGCUCCAAAUCCCAUCAAUGUCCAGACCGUGUUCGAAUUCUGUAUUAUCGGCCUCAAAGCUCUUGAUUAUCAAGAAGCACGGGAUUACACUGUAAGACGUGCGGGCCCAAAGGCAACCGACCCUAUCAUUGAACUUCGAAUCACACGCAAGGUAAAGCAAGUUAUUGCGUAUAUAAUGCCGUCCACAUUGGCUACUUACUGCCAAGCCAACGAAAGAGCAUCAAGCUCUAUAUUGAAUUUCAUUGACGCCAUUCUAUUGGACGAGUGUGCAGCGAUACCUUUAAAGUUAGUGAGACAGAUUGUGGACAACGUUGAGGCAAAUAUGCUCUGCUUUAUCUCCAGUACUUGCUAUGGAUAUGAAGCAUCGGGACGUGCACUGUCUCUGAAACUCCUUCACGACCUUGAAAGAAGCGGCUCUAAGCGAGGACAGGGGCUUGUGAAAUUGUCGCUGAACGAACCCAUACGUUAUGCCCCCAAUGAUAGCAUCGAAAAGUGGGUUAACCAGCUUCUUUGUCUGGACCAGGUGAAUGGGCUGGUAACGUCUCUUGAAGAAGGCCCCGAAAUCGCUGCGUCAUUUCCACAGCCUCAGUCGUGCACCUUAUACCGCGUCAACAAGGAUGCCCUAUUCUCUGGGCUUCCGCAAUCCGAAUUAUUUUUGCAGACCAUCUGGAGCAUAUUUUCUGCUUCGCACUAUAAGAAUUCUCCCAACGACCUCAUAUUGCUCUCCGACAACCCUCUGCACGAGAUUUUUGUCCUGUGCCCUCCAAUCACAGACUCUAAGCGAAUACCAACUGUAUUGUGUGCAUGUCAAAUCUGCUACGAAGGAAAACUGAAGCAGAACAUCGUCAAGGAGGCGCUGAGCCAGCAGAAGCGCCUAGAUGGUGACAUGAUUGCAUGGCUCCUCUCCCAACAAUUCCAAGAUGUUAGUUUCUCAUCUCUCAGUGGCGCCCGAGUUGUACGCAUAGCGACGAAUGCUUCGUACAUGCGUGGAGGAUAUGGGUCUCACACUCUAGAACUGCUCUCCUCCUUUUUCAAGGGAGAGCUUCUAAAUCCCACCGAAAUUAAAAGGUUGGAAGCGAAAAAGAAGGAAAGGAUAGAGAAGCUUGCUAAGCAGAAGGGAAUUAGUAUCAAUGAUGCAAAACAGGAGAUUGAAGCCCUUACUCCAGCCCUUCUCCAGAACUGUGGCACAGUGUAUCCGUCCGAUCUCACGUGGCUCGGCGUAGGAUUUGGGAUUACCCUCGACUUGCUAAACUUCUGGAGGAAAAAUCAGUAUCUUCCAGUGUACAUCCGGCAGACGCGCAAUGAGACAACCGGGGAACACACCUGCCUUAUGGUCCGUAGCUUAAAGGAAAAUCCAUUCAUCAACAACUUUGCAACUAGUUUCCGUAGCAGAUUUCUACGCCUCUUGCGCUAUGAUUUUGCAGAACUCCCUAUUGAAAUUGCCUUUAAGGUCAGCUGGCCUACUAAUACCGUGGCGUUGGCCCACGAUGCAGAUCAAGUAGCAAUACGAGCUGCCCUAACAAAGCAAGACGUGGUUCGCCUUCGAGGCUUUGUUCGGCACCAGCUCGACUUCAUGGCUGUUCGGGAUUUGGUGCCAAUUCUUGCAGAGUUGAUUUUCACUGAGAAGCUGUCUCCAGUAUCUCUCUCACAUGCCAGUGCACGGAUUUUCCUUGGAAUAGGGCUAAUGAACAUGCGGCAAAUUGAUGUGGCGCAGCAAUUGGGCCUUGUUUCAGAUGUGGCAUUCAGUCAAGUGGAGUCUAUCUUUACUAAAACAGUAGAGGUCCUUCUUCGCAUUCUGGAGCCGCUCGUUGGCCUGGGAACAGAGCUGGGAGCUGGAGCUAGUAAAUAA